GCUUUCCCCCUCCUCCGAAAAGGAAACAGUAUCCCAACCGUGCACGGCAAAGUCCCUUUCUCUCGAUACCACAUUUUGGGCGUCUGAAUCUUUGCAUGCGAAAGCUGUUUGUAUCCUCUCCUUUCUUUCUUUCUGUUACUUUAGAUAUUUGAUGCUAUGGAUGUUCGCGUGAAGCGAGAGAUUCUAGACGCCGCGUUUAAGGAGCGACCGAAGCAAAACGGGAGCAGUGAUGCGACCGUGAUUGUAGUGAGUAGUAGCGAUUCGGACUCGGUGUCAGACUCCGACAAUUCGGACGGGGAGGGACGCGGAGCAAUUGUUUCUUCCAAUGGUGUUGGUGUCGAGGGUCCUGCGUCGAAGAAGAGGAAUCUGGGUGAUUUGGGAGUUGAGUUGCCCGUGGGGUUUCUUGCACCUCUCCCACCGGUGGAGAGGCAAUCUACGGCCAAUGCGGGCUUGGCCGUGAUUGGACAGAGUUGCAAACAGUUUUGGAAAGCUGGGGAUUAUGAGGGCGCUCCUUCUGGUGAUUGGGAAUUUGGAUCGGGUGGCAUAGAUCAUGUCAGGGUUCAUCCUAGGUUUCUACAUUCCAAUGCAACCAGUCAUAAAUGGGCCCUUGGAGCAUUUGCAGAACUUUUGGACAACUCUUUGGAUGAGGUCUGCAAUGGAGCUACAUAUGUUAAUGUCGAUAUGAUUCUAAGUAAAAAAGAUGGGAGCAGAAUGCUACUGGUUGAAGAUAAUGGUGGUGGGAUGGAUCCGGAAAAAAUGCGACAUUGCAUGUCUCUAGGAUAUUCUGCAAAAAGCAAACUUGCUAACACAAUCGGACAAUAUGGCAAUGGAUUUAAGACAAGUACGAUGAGGCUUGGAGCAGAUGUUAUUGUGUUUUCUCGUACUUCUGGAAAAGAUGGGAAGAGCCCAACACAGAGCAUCGGAUUGCUGUCUUACACAUUUUUGAGAAGCACCGGGAAGGAAGAUAUUGUGGUGCCAAUGCUUGACUACAAAAGAAAUGGUGGAGAAUGUAAGAAGAUAAUGAGAUCUUCUGCCGUGGAUUGGAGUAAAAAUGUGGAUACAAUUGUACAAUGGUCUCCUUUUCGUGAUGAAGUAGACCUACUCCGUCAGUUUAAUCUUAUGAAAGAUCGAGGUACACGUAUAAUUAUCUACAAUCUCUGGGAGGAUGACCAAGGGUUAUUGGAGCUUGAUUUCGAUGCUGACCAGCAUGAUAUUCAACUUAGAGGUGUCAACCGUGAUGAGAAGAAAAUACAGAUGGCAAAAGAGUUUCCUAACUCUAGGCACUUCUUGACUUACAGGCAUUCUUUAAGGAGUUAUGCUUCGAUUCUCUAUCUAAGACUUCCUCCGCAUUUCCGAGUCAUUUUUCGUGGAAAAGAUGUUGAGCACCACAAUAUUGUAAAUGAUAUGAUGAUGGCUCAGGAGAUAACUUAUCGUCCGAAUCCUACUGCUGAUGGGGUCCCAAAGGAUGUGAAUAUGGCUGCUGUUGUGACCAUUGGAUUUGUGAAGGACGCGAAAUUUCACAUUGAUGUUCAAGGGUUCAAUGUUUAUCACAAAAAUCGACUUAUUAAGCCAUUUUGGAGGCUUUGGAAUGCAGCUGGGAGCGAUGGUCGUGGUGUUAUAGGUGUUUUGGAGGCUAAUUUUGUUGAACCAGCUCAUGAUAAGCAGGGAUUUGAACGCACAACAGUUCUUUCAAGACUUGAGUCAAAACUAAUAAACAUGCAAAAGACUUACUGGUCUUCCUACUGCCACAAAAUCGGUUAUGCUCCUAGGCGUAAUAAGAGAAUCAUAAACGAGUCUUCCGAGAGAGAGGAUUCUCCAGACUAUCUUCCACAUACUUCUGCUUCUAAAAGGAAGAGUAAUGCCUCAAGCAGCAGGACGCCGUCUUUUGCACCUGGAAAAUCCUAUUUACAUUCAAAGCAGGACAGGGGAGGAAAAGUCGACCAAGGAAAUGGAAAUGGCAAUAUCUUUAGUAAAGGAAGUAAUAAUAGAAAAAAGGCUACAACAUCUGCAAGACGAACAAGUUCUUCUGAGCCAUCAUCACCUUCAGCAGAGAUUGUCAGCAAUGAUCAUGUUCGCUCUGCCCCUCCUGAGAGAGAAGCUAAUGGCUUUCCACCUGCAGCCGUUUCGUCUUCCUAUGUUAAAGAUACUGCGUCUCCACAGGAUUGUGCCUUUGUUGGAAGAGCUUUUCAGGCAGUUGCCAGGUCCCAGUCUAAGGGUGGUGAUAGCAUCGAUGCUGCACCUUCCACUACGAACUCUGAUUUACGUACGGUGGACCAGUUGAAACAAGAGAAUCGUGAGUUAAGAAAAAGGUUAGAGAAAAAUGAAGGAGAGACUCAGGGGGAAUUGAUGCGCGAUUUGCAGCAUGAAAGAGAUAGGAUCAGGACAUUUGAAACUCAGCUCCAGGCAGCAGAGAAGAAGAUAGAGGAUUUAAACAGGGAACAGGAGAGCCUGAUUGACAUAUUUUCAGAGGAACGGGAAAGAAGGGACAAGGAGGAAGAAAAUUUGAGAAGGAAGCUUAAGGAUUCAUCUAAUAUGAUCCAAGAAUUGCUUGACAAAGUAAGGCUGCUAGAGAAGUUGAAGUCCCCUAACUACAAGCAGCAUCAUUGACGAGGUUUGCGUCUUGCUUUUUUGGUGUCACCAGUGGUUCUUAGGAUGACUUUGGGCGUAAAAUUUUUUUGCGCUCCCAUGCCAGUUUUGCUGUAGGCUCCGUUAGCGUUAAUUAGCACUAAUGUUUCAUGUCUGAAAGCCCAAAGGUAAGCCAAACUAGAAUGCAUCUUUUCCCAACUGAAUAUUGUAUUCAGUAGGCCAUGUAAAGAUGAACAGCACAGAACAUGAACAAUUGCUAAUUAACAUGAACAAUGACCACACAGUUUCCUCAUUCAAGGAUGUCAUUGUUUGAAUGUUUGAAGACAUUUUCCUGCUUGUUUCCUAGAAAA
Messenger RNA from Tripterygium wilfordii, 2936 nucleotides. RefSeq names its product protein MICRORCHIDIA 7-like. Bases 157 to 2607 code for a protein of 816 amino acids. The transcript has 20 exons. Gene Ontology annotation, molecular function: ATP hydrolysis activity. NCBI's taxonomy places the organism in Eukaryota, Viridiplantae, Streptophyta, Magnoliopsida, Celastrales, Celastraceae. The record is from RefSeq and is a predicted model, not a curated record. Gene Ontology annotation, cellular component: nucleus.